AUGGCAACUGCUACGAAGAUUCAUUUGAACCCAGCCACGGAUGCAGGCAUCUAUAGCUCCAAUGUCCGGGAAGAUGCAGCACAGACAGCGAGUGAGAUUUUACAGGAAGAUAUGGCGAAGCAUCACGUCUUCUUCAACGACCAGGGAUUCCACAACCACAUCCCCCAUCAAAUCCUCAGUAUAUAUGCUCUGGGAGCAACACCAGAACAUAUCAAGGCCGGGUACAAGCAUAAUAAAAUUUACCAGAGGCCCGCGCUGCCGGCAAGCCAAGACGUAAUCCAGUCUAUGCAUGACGUCGCCAAAUUCCAGGAAUGUCUUGGGAAGGAAGAGAAUUAUCCAAACUACCUUGCCUUCUUUCAGCAGGAGAUUGAUGACAAGGGUGUUGGCGGGGUCCUGGAGGAGUAUAUAUUUGCUGGAGAUGAGCGAGCGGAGAAUAUGCUGUGUCGACUCUUUGGUGGUCUAGUUCACCCACUCAUCCAUCUCGGGUUCGGUCUUGAAUUCAAUCAGCCAGCCAUUGUAGCGCAAGCUCUUGCCCAAACAGCCGUGCACGAGGACUGGAUCGGUCGUCAGUUCUUCUUACCGGCUGAGAAGAUGGCUGGUGGGAUUGGAAAGCCGGGAAAGAAAUCACUUCUGCAGCUUCUAGAUGAAGUUCAUACGGACAAGGCUCUUAUUGAGAGUGUUCGAUGGACGGAUGCUAAUAAGAUCCGGGAUGGGAUCUUGACUAGGGCACCUGGGGAGAUGGUGAAAUAUGCAGCUCAAUUCACAGUUUCGGAGGAACAGGUUGAGGAAAAGCUGGCGGAUAUGAUUAAUACCGUUGUGUACUAUACUAGCACCGCACAGCGUCCAACAAAAGAUAUGAAGCUGGACUUUUUCUUCAUCCACUGUCUCAACUCAUCCAUCUUCUUCUCGAAGAUCAUCAAGCUCCCAUUCCUAGAUCAGCGAUCCAAGCUCCGCCUACUGGAAUGGAAGGGUCGAAUGGAUCUUUUGAUGUACGUCUCGCGUGGAAUGCCCGAUCUCCUGCUGGAAGAGGUGGCCCAGUAUCCCAUCAAGGAUGACUGGUCUCAGAUAUUUGCUCGCAGUCUCGCCCAUCCCAGUGACGAUGGACACCUAGCCAAACUAGUACGGGCAUUGGCUCAUGGUGAGAAGGUCUGUCAGCCAUAUGAGAGCAGUAAUAGACAGAUGCCAAUUAAGGGAGAUAUGUGGCUUCGGAUUGGGAAUAUAGCCGUUGACUCCACUGUUAAAGAAGAGAAUUCGCCUAUGUGGAUCCGUUCUACUGGGUUUGAUGAAGCCUGGGAGCCUCAAGGAGGUGCACGUAUGUGA
Molecule: messenger RNA, 1320 nt
Organism: Penicillium soppii
Lineage: Eukaryota; Fungi; Ascomycota; Eurotiomycetes; Eurotiales; Aspergillaceae
Product: questin oxidase family protein
Exons: 5
Coding region: 1-1320 (439 amino acids)
Molecular function (GO): oxidoreductase activity
Source: RefSeq, a predicted model, not a curated record